AUGGCGUCCGUGCAAUUACCUUCUAUCGAUCUUUCCUUAAAAGACACAAAGUAUGUAGCUGCAGAGCUUAAAACAGCAUGCCAACAAUGGGGAUUUUUUACUGUGAAAAACCAUGGGAUUCCUAUAGAAGAUAUAAGUAAAGUUUUUGAAAUUAGCGAUGAGUUUUUCAACUCUCCUUUGGAGGAGAAGAAAAAAUUUAUGUUUAAAGGCGGGCGCUUGCAUUCAGGAUAUACAGGUCAUUUUGGUGAAAAACUGGAUGUUGAACAUCAACGUAGAGGAGAUAUGAAGGAGUCUUAUGAUUUAGCAGGAUUUCCUCAUCCGGAUGCGAAUACAAACAGCCCAGUCAUUCAAAAAUACUUCAUCGAACUAAAAGCCUUUCAGAGGGAAUGCCACUGUCUUUCCUUAAAAAUCCUUGAUCUUAUUGCUAUUGGAUUUGGAUUCCCAUCAGACUUUUUUAGCAAAAACCACAGUUCAUCAGAAGAUAUUCUUCGUUUGUUGAAGUAUAGUGUUCCUGAAGGAGUGGAGCGCCAAAAAGACGAUGAAGACGCUGGUGCCCAUUCCGACUAUGGAUCCAUUACCCUACUCUUCCAAAAGGACGCCGGAGGCUUACAAAUUCGACCACCUCAAUCAUACAAUGUAGCCGACUGGCUCAGAGUCUCUGUGGACGAAAAUUCAGUCAUCGUAAAUAUUGCAGAUAUGUUACAAUUCUGGACCAGUGGACGGUUAAAGAGCACUGUUCAUCGGGUAAGACUUGAUGAAGACGUAAAAACCAGACAAACAAUAGCUUAUUUUGUUACACCUGAUCCCGAAACUCUUUUAGCUCCGGUGUUUGAGAAAGAAAGGGAAAAGCAAAGCGAAGGAAAGGAAGAUAACAUGGAAACGGUAACGGCUGGGGAGUGGAUAGAAGGAAGAUUGAACAUAACUUAUGGUUAUGGAGAAGCUCCUAGAGGAUAUUUGGACAGCCAAAAUGGACUGAUUGGUCAGUCAUCAUGA
Messenger RNA from Schizosaccharomyces octosporus yFS286, 993 nucleotides. RefSeq names its product iron/ascorbate oxidoreductase family protein. Gene Ontology annotation, molecular function: dioxygenase activity. The transcript is spliced from 2 exons. The coding region runs from base 1 to 993 and encodes 330 amino acids. Lineage: Eukaryota; Fungi; Ascomycota; Schizosaccharomycetes; Schizosaccharomycetales; Schizosaccharomycetaceae. The record is from RefSeq and is a predicted model, not a curated record.